This is a messenger RNA of Mercenaria mercenaria, 1222 nucleotides long. Its product is annotated as protocadherin Fat 4-like. The record is from RefSeq and is a predicted model, not a curated record. Gene Ontology annotation, molecular function: calcium ion binding. Gene Ontology annotation, cellular component: plasma membrane. Lineage: Eukaryota; Metazoa; Mollusca; Bivalvia; Venerida; Veneridae. The transcript is spliced from 6 exons. The coding region runs from base 20 to 1204 and encodes 394 amino acids. Gene Ontology annotation, biological process: homophilic cell-cell adhesion.
AGACGCGGAUAUUUCUCCUAUGUACAACACCUUAUCGUACUCGAUAUCCGGUGGUAAUGGAAGAUUUAUUGUUGAUAAGACCACAGGGGAUAUUCUAGUGAAGUGUAGUAACUGCACUGCCGAACUUGACAGAGAGAAGCAAAAUAUUUAUUACUUGACCUAUACAGCUAAAGAUGUAGAUGGACGGAGCGAUUCUGCAUCACUUGUUAUCGAGCUAUUAGAUGUAAAUGACGAAACGCCUGUAUUCUUGAGUUCGUCAUACAAAGUUAUCAUAGAUGAGAAUGAUGAACAGUAUGUGAACAAAACGCCUUUAAUAAAAGUCGAGGCACGCGACAACGAUAAAGCAGAUACAAACAACAGUGCAGUUGUGUAUAAUAUCACAAAAACUUCAGUGGCAAAUUUCUGGACAAACUUUACAAUUAAUCAUACAACAGGAAAAAUAUAUCUUAAGUCUGCGCUGGAUUAUGAGAGACUAAUAAAUUCGCGCGGUGAAAUAGACAUUACUGUCCAAGCUUCAGAUAAGGGUAACCCUCAGCUAAGUAGCAGUGUUAUUGUUACCUUAAAUGUUCAGGACAUGAAUGACAAUCAACCAACGUUCAAUUGCACUAUGUAUAAGGCCGAAAUCAGAGAAGAUGCGACCCAAUACACACCAGUGGAGCAAGUUUUUGCUACCGACGAUGAUGGCACAAAUCGGAACAAAGACCUAAGUUACAUUAUAAUAAAGGGUGGAUCGGAUAGAUUUACAAUCAAUGCAACCUCGGGAUUAGUCAGUGUCCAGUUAGGGGCCAGGUUUGACAGGGAAACUGUGCCUAACUAUAAUUUGACCAUUUUUGCAAUUGACCAAGGAUAUCCACCUAAAACUGGAACUACAACACUGUCUGUUGAUCUGACUGAUGUCAAUGAUAAAUCGCCAGAAUUCAGUCAAAGUGAAUAUUUUGCGACAGUUAUAGAAAACGCUUACUCUUCAUCGUUUGUGAACAACUGCUCGGCUUCAGAUGACGACUUAGAUAAAGAAUUAAAAUCUAGUAUAACUAAUAAAGCGGCAUCAGACGAGAAUGGAAAGACGGUUAACCAGUCAUUAGUCUCUUUACCGUGUAACAAAACGCCAGUUACUGUAUAUACGGAGAUUCACGCAACAGAUGAAGACAGCAAUGCAAAUGGAAGAGUAAGUUACCUGAUGGAGGUAUGUAUAACACGUGAUUAAGGCAAUACAUUACUUAAC